Messenger RNA from Rhopalosiphum padi (bird cherry-oat aphid), 960 nucleotides. Its product is annotated as zinc finger MYM-type protein 5-like. Lineage: Eukaryota; Metazoa; Arthropoda; Insecta; Hemiptera; Aphididae. The record is from RefSeq and is a predicted model, not a curated record. The coding region runs from base 1 to 960 and encodes 319 amino acids. The transcript has 4 exons.
AUGAAUUCUUGUGCUUGCGGGAAAAUUCGUGGUGAAUUAAAUAAGACCAAUUGGUCUCGGCAUUUACUGUCAUGUGGUAAAAAAGGGAAAAUUUCUAAUUGUAAUUAUACUAGUGUCACAAAUACUACAAUAACAUCAUUUUUUAAACCACCAGUCAAUACUCCAUCAACAACACAUCCUUUGCCAACAAGAAGAACAGAACAAACCAGUGACAAUACUUUGGCUAUCACUGAUAUUGAUCCUGCAAACCUAUGUGAAAUAAAGGAUAUUAUAACUUCUAAACGACUGAAUAUUUUGGACAACAGUGAUACAGAUGAAAUUAAAGAUAUUACUUCUGAUCCUGUAGUUGGAACUACUGAAUUGUCAUUUCAAAAUGAACAAACUGAGACGGACAUGCUGUUUUCUAACAAUCAACACGAGUUAUUAAAUAGAAGUGAAGAUAAUGAUCCAAUACAUUAUGCCAGAAUGAAUCGAAUUACUCCUAAACAAAAAAACUUUAUUUUGAAGUUAGGCCAAUGUCAGCCUUUGCCAGAACAUGUUUCUGGUAAAUCUUUUCCAAUAGAUAACCAUGGACGUCACUUUAGCCAUUUAUGGUAUACAAGAUUUUUACCAGAUGGAAGUAAAAUACAGCGAGACUGGUUGUCAUACUCCAUCAGUGAAAACAAAAUAUUUUGUUUGCAUUGUAUGUUAUACAGUGUAAAUACACAUAGCAUAGCAAUUAAGUCUUGGACAAAAAUAGGAUUUUCAAACUGGAUUAAUGGAGUUAGUCGUAUAAACAAACAUGAGUUAUCCUCUGAACAUAUCACAGCAACAAUUAAAGUUAAAAUAAAAAAUCAUUGUGUACCAUUACUUCCAAGCAUAGAAUAUCAAAGAAAAAUACAGAUUGCAACAAACAGACAAAUUGUAUCAGAACUUAUUGACGUUGUCCUUUUUUUGGCUCGACAUAACUUAGGUUUUUGA